ACUGCAUGAUCGACACUCGAAUCGUCGAUUGCUUUUUGCUUCCGUUCUUUCUUCAGCUUCAGUCGUGACAACACACCCAGAAUUGCUGAAAACUGUGAGAUCAUGUCCGCAGUCCGUCUGUUCUCUGCGGGUUCAAAUGCCCGAGGACAACUGGCAACAGGUGACUGCGAAGAUGUCCAUACGUUUACAGCAUGCUCUUUCAUAGAUUGUCCUCCCGGAGAUUUACCAUCCGAUACCCGGAAAGUCUUGCAGAUUUAUUGCGGUGCCAACCAUACUAUUGCGCUACUGGAACGUGUCAAUAAGUCUGGCGAUGUUACCAGAGAACUGUGGGGAUGCGGAGACGGGUCCAAAGGGCAAUUGGGCCCGCUUCAUGAACUUAUCAACGGUUCCACAUCUCAAUUCAGACCUCUUCAUCUACAGUUUCCACCGGGUAACUAUACUCUGAAGUUGAUCGCCGCUGGGUGGGAAACUUCCUAUGUCGUAUUGUCAAGCCCUCAACAGCACGAUGUCUUGGUGUCCUUUGGAGCUGAUGUCUUCGGAGACCUCGGUACCGGACAGAGGAAAGACAAGGCACCAGGCCAAGCGCACGUCGUGGAGUUUGACUUGAUCGACUGCGUCGAAACCAGCCAACCUUAUACACUUAGCAUAGAUUCUCUGGCUGCCAGCACCAAUCACGUCGUGGCUGUGGUGAACGUAACUCAAGCCAAGUCAGUUCACAGCAUCGUGUUUGGUUGGGGAGCUUCAAGGCCUGGGCAGUUAGGUAACACUGUUAAAGGGGGGCGCCCUGUACCCUUUUUCACCAUUCCUCACAAGGUGUUCCAGGCAUCGGAAAACACGAGAAUUACUGCUGCUGCUGUCGGUGCUCAGCACACUGUACUGCUGAAAUCAUCCUCACACGUCUUGGGCGUUGGUUCGAACCGAAAGGGCCAGCUUACAGGCAUCCAGGACUUGCAUGACGUUACCGCCAUCGAAUGCACGUGGAAUGGCACGUACGCCAUUGUAUUUCGUAACGAGCAGGCCCUCGUAUUAGCCACUGGCGACAACAACAAAGGUCAGCUAGGAUUCCAUCAGUCUACCACGGCGGACGUUGCAACCCAGUCAUUUCCCAGGCCCAUCCAGUUCCCUUUCAGUUCACAAACACACAAGCUACAGAAGUUGGCAUGUGGCAGCGAGCACGUUUUAUGCUUGCUCUCCGUGAAAGGUUCCGAAGAAAGCUCUAGUCUCCGAUCUGAAGUCUGGGGCUGGGGUUGGAACGAACAUGGAAACUUAGGACUUGACCAUACUUCUGAUAUCCACAACCCCACCAAAAUCUGGCCAAUAUCAGAUGAGCAGGCAAAUUUACAAGUAGCGGACGUCUGGGCAGGCUGUGGGACCAGCUGGAUUCUCUGUGCUGGUUGAGAAUCUGGUUUAUAUACCAAUUCCUAUUGUUAGGCUGUACAAAAACUGCGGCGUCAAGGUCCCAAAUAGCGAUACAGAAAUGUGUGCAAGUGAUCCGCUUGGAUGGCCUUGCAGGGUACAUCGAGGGGAGACAUCCUAUCGCGCUGUGGGAAAAGCUAGAUUGCAGAACGCUGGAACGAGAGAAGGAGCGAAGCACCAAGUACUACGUCGGCGGAGAAACGAGCACGCAGUUCGGGAGGAAUUCGGAUAUCCCUACGCGCAGAUGCGAUCGAGGUCUUGACAGGGAGGUCGUCAUCCGUAGUUACGAUGUCAACUUCAUCGUCGGUCGUAUCUCCUCCAAAGGAGCUGGCCCUCUGGCUAUCGAUAUCGAUGAGACCUCGUUUCUCAUUGCGGUCGCAGGUCCAGUCUGGUGUUUGGAUCUUCAUCCCUCCUAGACUCCGUGUUUCGCUUGUGGAUAGGUUGUUGAAUUCAUGGACAGACCCGGUCAUGGGCUGUACAUGGUUCCAUGCCUUUCGAGCCACAUCAUGAGAGACUUCGAAUGUUUCAAUAUGUACGGCCGGUGUUUUCGUCUGGUUGUUGGUCGCGAGUGGCACAGAAGCAAGCGGUCGCCGUGGAAUCAGGUUUGCCUCACGAUGAGUCGGUUGCACGGGCCUGGCCUUCGUUUCCGUAUCAGAAGCUUUCUUAGCCAGUUGACGUCGAUUCUGGAACCAUACUGUCACGGUUCUCGCGUCCCUAAACACAUUACGAUGAGGACCACCAGAACGCAUAUACAGAACGAGAAACCUACAUUCCGACUUCGUCUCCUAGGGCCUCUUUCUCUUGGCGUGUUGGAUGUGUCGCAUAUUGGUAUAGCGCUUCCAGGCGUUCAAGCUGGUGGUCGGUCAUACGGUGACGGGUUUUCUUUCUGCUCGGUUGUGGGGUAUCGUCUUGAUAUACUUGAAAGGACGCCUCGGCACGGGGUCGCUUUGUCGUGACGGUGGAGAUAUCAUGAAGAGCACUCUCUUCGGCGGCGUAGCGGGAUCGCGUUGAGCGUGGUUGGGGUCGCAUGUUGAAGACGGUUGUUUGCCUAACGAGUGUGCGGAUUCAAGAAAAGAGGAGAGAUUAUACUACUAUACUAUCGUUUAAAGGACGUUAUAUGUUUCCCGCCGUGCUUGAAACCGUCGGCAGCGCAGCUUGAGGUUGGAAACCAACUUGGUGGCUGACGACGAAGGGCGUGCUCCUGCAAAUGGUUCACUUCAACAUUGGACGGAGUACAAAACGUGGCACCGUGACCGGUCCAAAUCCAAAUCCACCGCGUCGCAUCUUGCAUCUUGCUUCGAGUUCGACCCCGCUUCUGUCAGGUUCUAUCCAGGCGGAAUGAAUGUGAAUUUCACCGCCAUGCCUACAAUACAGACUAAUGGCACAACAUCAAGAGUCCUUGAAUACAAGCAAAGUCAUUGCAGCUUCCACCUGUUCCGCAGGUAGAGGAGAAUUAUUCUCCUUGCUCCUCAACCUCCCAUAAUGCCGCGUAGGCGUAACGAGAACGGACGGUAGUUCGACACUGGUGUUGGGCGUGAUUGCUUCAUCCAAGUCAACGUCAGUAUCAUGCCCGUCGUCCAGAACCAUCUCCUCCAUUUUCACUAUCGUGGACGUAUGCGUUGCUCGGGGCGGGUCAUAGUCAGUGACGGGAACGUCAAAGUCAUCGUCGGAAUCGUGUUCCAUCAUCCCUUCCGCCCUCGCUUUGGCACAAGCCCACUCUAAUGACCGUAAAGUCUUAGACCCGGAGGGCAGCUUGGACAAGCGAGCACUCUCUGCCCCGGGGGACGAAGGAGGAGCUUGAGGCGAUGAAGGAAUAUGGUCCCAAAUGUCCGUGGCUGGUGGUAUUUGAUCGGUAUAUGCCCGGUUUGCCUUUGGAGUCAGAGGCGAUCGUGAUACUCGUGAAGAUAAGUCGCGGCGUUCGCGAGAGGCUGCGAUGCGAUCUAAGGAGAGGGAAGUGGCGAUCUUAGAGCCGGAAGGCUUCUUAUUCCUACGAGUACUUGUUGAAGCAUUUUCCGGCUUCCACGCCAGUGCUUGCUUCUUCGCACUCCUACGCCUGUUCUGGUACCAAACGUUGACUGAUUUCAACUCCCUAGUUAUGCGAAGUCAUUAGUAUGCAUUUGGAUGUAGUAUCAUGUAUCACUUACAAGCCAAGCUCUGCGGCAAUGGCCCCACGCUCCUCCUUUGAGGGAUGGCUCUUAGCCUCAAACAACGCCUGAAGGGCGGCGAUCUGUUCAGGCAACAGCCGUCGUCGCGUGAACGGGAUU
This is a messenger RNA of Somion occarium, 3680 nucleotides long. Lineage: Eukaryota; Fungi; Basidiomycota; Agaricomycetes; Polyporales; Cerrenaceae. The record is from the annotation of a GenBank genome assembly.